AUGUUCAUUAUUACUAACCAUACUUUAGUUUCUAUAAAAAAUGCUGGUAAAGUUUAUGACAUAGAACUUGAUCCAAAUGAUACUGGAAAAGUUUUGAAAGAAAGAAUAUAUGAAUUGACUAGAAUACCUGCAAUCAGACAAAAGAUCUUGAUCAAAGGUGGUAAGUUGGGUGAUGAUGAAGUGGUAUCUACUCUUGGUUUAAAUACUAAACAACCAAUCAUGGUUUUAGGUACACCUGACAAGGAUUUACCAUCUAAACCAGUUGAAAAACAAGUAUUCAUUGAAGAUCUUAAUAAAAAUCAAUUAGCUACAGUUAGUUCUGAUCCAUCUGGGUUGGUUAAUUUAGGUAACACUUGUUAUUUGAAUUCAUCAUUACAAUCUAUUUUUCAAAUUGAAGAUAUUGCUUCAAGGUUAAAGACUUUUACCGUAUCUGGAAGUUCAAGUUCUAAUCCUUCUCAAGCUUUAUUAUCUGCUUUAAGAUUAUUAUUUCAACAAAUGUCAAGUAAACACGAAAAAGUAACUCCAUCAUUAUUCUUGUCAUUAUUUAGAAAUGUUUAUCCUCAAUUUGCUGAACAAGAUAAUAGAGGAUUUUAUAAACAACAAGAUGCUGAAGAAGCAUUUUCUCAAAUUUUAACUACUUUAACUAAUGAAUUAAAAACUCAAGAUUUAUUCAAAAUUUCUUUAAAAUCAGAACAAAAAUGUUUAGCUCUCCCAGAUGAACCAUCAAAGAUCACUUAUGAAGAUGCAACUAAAUUGAAUUGUCAUAUUGAUAUUAAAACCAAUUUCUUAAGAGAUGGUAUUUUAGGUGGAUUAAAGGAAACCAUUGAAAAAUAUAAUGAUACUUUACAAAGUAAUACUGAAUAUGAAAUUAGUAGAACCAUAACAAGAUUACCAAAGUAUUUAACUGUUCAUUUUGUUAGAUUUUUCUGGAGAAGAGAUACUCAAAAGAAAUCAAAAAUCUUAAGAAGAGUUCAAUUCCCAUUUGAAUUAGAUUUAUCUGAAAUGUUAGAUGAAUCCAUUAAAGCAGAAAAAGUUAAGAUUAGAGAUGGAAUUAGAAAAAUAGAGAAAGAUAAUUUAGAUUUAAUCAGAGAUUUCAAAAAAUCAAAGAAAGAUACUUCUUUAACCCCUCUAGAACAAAAAGAAGAAGAAGAAUUAAAAGUUCUUUCUAUUAAAACCAAAUUUGCUGAUUCUCUUACUUCAAUUUUACCAGAAGGAUUUAAAGUAGAUGGUGCCACUGAAAAUCCAUCAUCAAUCUAUGAGUUGACUGCUGUUAUCACUCAUGCUGGUUCAUCGGCUGACUCUGGUCAUUAUCAAUCAUUUGUUAAAGAUGCUAGUGAUUUAGAUGGAGAAAGAUGGUGGAAAUUUAAUGACGAUAAAGUAUCAUCGGUUAGUAAAGAUAAGAUUGAAGCUUUAGCUGGAGGUGGUGAAAGUGAUAGUGCUCUUUUGCUUAUCUAUAAAGCUGUAGGAUUAUGA
Molecule: messenger RNA, 1473 nt
Organism: Scheffersomyces coipomensis
Lineage: Eukaryota; Fungi; Ascomycota; Pichiomycetes; Serinales; Debaryomycetaceae
Gene: UBP6
Product: ubiquitin-specific protease
Exons: 1
Coding region: 1-1473 (490 amino acids)
Biological process (GO): protein deubiquitination; regulation of proteasomal protein catabolic process; proteasome-mediated ubiquitin-dependent protein catabolic process
Molecular function (GO): cysteine-type deubiquitinase activity; proteasome binding; protein binding
Source: RefSeq, a predicted model, not a curated record